Molecule: messenger RNA, 532 nt
Organism: Apis dorsata (giant honeybee)
Lineage: Eukaryota; Metazoa; Arthropoda; Insecta; Hymenoptera; Apidae
Gene: Obp14
Exons: 5
Coding region: 110-517 (135 amino acids)
Molecular function (GO): odorant binding
Source: RefSeq, a predicted model, not a curated record
CACAACUAUAAAAAUAGUUCGUGCGAUUCGAUAUGUAUUCAGUUCUGGUUGGAUACACUUCGAGAUCAGUCGAAUUCUUGUUUCUAAAAUCGACAUAUCAAAAAGAAAAAUGAAAACUAUCGUGCUUAUUUUUGCCUUUUGCGUUUGCGUUGGUGCUCUGACAAUUGAAGAAUUAAAAACUAAGCUACAUACUGAGCAAUCAGCUUGCAAAACAGAAACUGGCAUUGAUCAACAGAAAGCAAAUGACGUUAAUCAAGGCAAUGUCGAUGUAGAAGAUAAAAAAGUUCAAUUAUACAGUGAAUGUAUAUUAAAAAAAUUCAACAUUCUUGAUACAAACGGUGUCUUUAAACCGCAAGGAAUCGUAACAGUCAUGGAAAUACUUAUAGAUGAGAAUGCUGUUAAACAAUUAGUGUCCGAAUGUUCAGCCAUCUCCGAAGAUAAUAUACAUUUGAAAGCAAGUAAGUUGAUACAGUGUUUUUCGAAAUAUAAAACGAUGAAAUCAGUAGACACUAUUUAAACGUCCAACUAUCAA